Molecule: messenger RNA, 567 nt
Organism: Formica exsecta
Lineage: Eukaryota; Metazoa; Arthropoda; Insecta; Hymenoptera; Formicidae
Gene: TfIIA-S
Product: transcription initiation factor IIA subunit 2
Exons: 4
Coding region: 200-538 (112 amino acids)
Biological process (GO): transcription initiation at RNA polymerase II promoter; RNA polymerase II preinitiation complex assembly
Cellular component (GO): transcription factor TFIIA complex
Molecular function (GO): RNA polymerase II general transcription initiation factor activity; TBP-class protein binding
Source: RefSeq, a predicted model, not a curated record
UUACUAUACGUUACAUUACGUGCAACGUACACCGUACACCACACACCACACACACUACACACUACACACUACACACUCCAUUGAAGUACAUAGGCAUACGUUAGUGCACACAUUCAGUUAUGCGAAAGAACGUUACUAUUAUUUGUUGAUGAUAAAUCUCUCGUGUAGUUUGGAAUUAUUACAAUAUAUUUAGAAAGAAAUGUCUUACCAAUUAUAUAGGAAUACUACGUUGGGAAAUACGCUUCAAGAAAGCCUCGAUGAACUAAUACAGUAUGGACAGAUAACACCAGGGCUUGCAAUAAAGGUAUUGCUACAAUUUGAUAAAGCUAUUAAUCAAGCUCUUGCAACAAGAGUUAAAUCGAGACUUACAUUUAAGGCUGGCAAAUUAAACACUUAUAGAUUUUGUGAUAAUGUGUGGACUUUUAUGCUAAAUGAUGUUGAAUUUCGUGAAGUUCAAGAGGUUGCGAUAGUAGAUAAAGUAAAAAUUGUUGCCUGCGAUGGAAAAACGUUGGAUACAGAUGGAGCUGCAAAACGAUAACAAAUCUAGCAUUUCACAUAUACAAAAAA